AUGCUCAAACAGGGGGUAACGACUAAGAAGACUAAAGAUCAACAAUCAGUAGUCGUAAAGGCGGGAGGAAAAUCAUACGCAGAGCUUGUGAGAAAUCUGGAAUCACAGGUACUCGUAGAGGCGAUCGGAGUGAACAUCAGAAUAAUCAAAAAGGCGGGAAAAUGUGACCUAUUACUAAUGGUAGAUGGCGAAAGCUCAGCAGCGGGUGUCCUCAAGGAAGAAAUCCAGAAAAAGGUGAGCGAGGUGGAAGUAUACGAUAUCGAGGAAACCACUACUAAAGAAGAAAUCAUUGAGGGAUCAGUGAAAAUUACGGGUCAAAAGAGGGCGACAUAG
Molecule: messenger RNA, 333 nt
Organism: Acanthoscelides obtectus
Lineage: Eukaryota; Metazoa; Arthropoda; Insecta; Coleoptera; Chrysomelidae
Source: the annotation of a GenBank genome assembly